Molecule: messenger RNA, 960 nt
Organism: Porites lobata
Lineage: Eukaryota; Metazoa; Cnidaria; Anthozoa; Scleractinia; Poritidae
Source: the annotation of a GenBank genome assembly
AUGGAUAACUCCACGUUAGAUCAACUGAAAACUUCAUCUGCUGGUUGCCCUUGGACGGUGUCUACAUUGUUUACAUCAAUUUUGGCCGUAAUAACUACAGUUACUUUAGUUGGAAAUAUGCUCAUUGCUGUAGUCUUCUCCAAGAACCCCAGCCUACGGACAAGCACCAACUACUAUAUCGUGAAUAUGGCAGUCUCUGACUUCCUCGGACCGUUUUUCAGUUGGCCGCUUUACGUUAGUGAAGGCAUGUUCACGCGCAGUGUUUUUAUCAGUGGGACUUGGGCUUUGGCUGUAUGCAAGUUGGGAAUGUAUUUUAGGGCGGUAUCUCAGAUAGUUUCCGUUGUGAGUCUGGUGUUAAUCGCUUUGGACAGAUUUGUUGCGAUUGUUUUUCCUUUUAAAGUUGCUAUGAUGAAUUGGAAAAUUCGAGGGAUCUUAUUGUUGGUAUCGUGGCUAAUAGCGUUGCUUAUCGUUCUUCCUUACGCACUGUUUUCCAAGAUAACUACAGUAGAGGACCAGAUUGUUUGCAGGUUUAUCGCGAACGAGGAAACAACAACGGUUUUUCAUGCGAUCGGCAUCGUUCUAAUUUACUUUAUUCCCCUGAUUACGAUCAUCGUCUUGUAUUACGUGGUCAUGAGAAGAUUGAAAAAGAGAAGCAAAAAAACUAACAUUCAAACAAGCCAAAAUAACUUUGACCGAAGCCAGCAGAAUAGGAAAAUUCUGAAAAUCAUGAUAACUAUUGUCAUUGCCUUUUUUGUACGCUGGACACCACUCUGUAUUUAUCUGUUUCUCAGAAAGUUUUUUCCAUCUCUGUUUCCGAAAGACAAAUGUCAAUUAAUUACUGGUUUUACCUUCUAUAUUUUUCCGUCUUUAAGUACAGCUAUUAAUCCGCUCAUCCUCUUUGCGUUUAGUACAAACUAUAAGCAAGCCUUGAGAACUCUGUGUUCUCAAUUCGUCUCUCUC